AUGUCAGCAGUUGAUCCCGACCCCUUUGUCGUUAUCGAUCGGGAUCAACUGCUGACAUUCAAGGAACGUCUGAAUGCGGUCUUCCCGGUCAUACAAUUUACGAUGGAGGAGGAAGAGAACAACCAGCUGGCCUUCCUAGAUGUCCUCGUAUCCCGCAAGGAUUGUGGUGGACUAAUGACCAAAGUGUUCAGGAAAGCGACAAAUACGAUGCAAGUACUGAACUUCAACAUCAACCACCCAAUCAGUCACAAACGCAGUUGUGUAAGGACGCUCUAUCGGCGUGUAGAAACGCACUGCAGUGAGCCGGAAGACAAGAUUGCUGAACUACAAUACCUCCGACGGGUAUUCAAAGCCAAUGGCUACCCGCGCAACUUUGUCAACCGGUGCAUACGCAAAAUGGACGAAAGGACUAACCGCAGGGACACCAAAGUUUGGCGAGCGCUUCCAUAUGUCAAGAACGUUUCGGAAGCUGUUGGCCGCCUUCUCCCACCACUUGGUGUUGGAGUUGCACACAGGCCGGAGGCAACCAUCAGGCGUCAAUUGAUGAAACCAAAAGACCCACUGCCACGGCAAGAAACGUCUGGAGUCGUUUAUUGGAUCUGGUGCAGUUGCGGACAAAGCAACUACUUCGGAGAAACCGGAAGACAGUUCCGAACGCGAAUGGCCGAACACGCUGCAGCAGUGCGGAGAAAUGACGCCAGCUCUCAAGUUGCGGCUCAUUCGACGGGUUCCGGCCACACAUUCUAA
Molecule: messenger RNA, 747 nt
Organism: Spirometra erinaceieuropaei
Lineage: Eukaryota; Metazoa; Platyhelminthes; Cestoda; Diphyllobothriidea; Diphyllobothriidae
Source: the annotation of a GenBank genome assembly